Molecule: messenger RNA, 1115 nt
Organism: Saccostrea echinata
Lineage: Eukaryota; Metazoa; Mollusca; Bivalvia; Ostreida; Ostreidae
Exons: 2
Coding region: 102-731 (209 amino acids)
Source: RefSeq, a predicted model, not a curated record
UAGAGAAGGGACUUCCUGUGAUUACCAUAGCCUACAUUAUCACUGUGCCAGGGAUUCUAAUUCUUUGUGUCGGGGUCAAUUUCAUCACUUAUAAAUGGGGGAUGAAAAAAGGUCAGAAGAAAGAACGCAAACGCUUUUUGCUUCGAUCCCAGGAAAAUACACAGGCGGUGGAUUAUCAGCAUUAUUUCAAUGAUGACGAAAAUUUUACACUGCAGUCAUUUAAUACAGAGGGACAUCCGGGAACCUCAUCUGCCUACAGGUUUAAGGAGUCUCAGGACCCCUCACACGACUAUGCUGAUUAUGAUGAAAUAAAAGAUCAGAAACUAGAGGCCAAAUGGAGGGACGAAAAAGGGUACUCUACAGCAGAAUUCCGAAGUCUAAAUCGGCCAUUGCCUCCCAUUAAAGCAGAAGAAAAUGACUAUAUGUCUCCUGGAGAUGAACUGCCUUUGGAACAGAGAAACAGCAGCACAUCGAAUGACUCCUCAUCACCCCCAGGAAAUGGAGGUUAUCUUUCUCCGCUACAAGAGGAAAAAGAAGCUGAAGAGAGAUUAGUGUCCAACAACAGCGAUUCUAGUUCAAACAAAUCUGAAAAAUCGGACAAGUCAAGAAAAUAUGAAAACGAGCCGUCUCGCGAUUCUUCGUCCCAAGCAGUAACACCUUAUGAAGUGAUAAAAACUACCGACGAGAGUAAACAACAUCAGUACGUAAAACUCCGGACAAGCACAUCCUAGUCUGCUACUAGUUAUUUACAAAGUGGAUGUCUUCUUCUAAUGCAAACGUUAUUUUUGUCUUUGAUCCAAUUAAGUACAUGGAUCAAUGUGAAAAGUGCAAUCCGGGAUAAGAUAAAAUCAGGGAAGCUGCAUUAUGGUACAUGUAAUUCUAAGUCCCUUGAAGUGACUGGUGAUUUCUUAUUCAGACACAUGCAAGUGUUUAUGAAGUCCAUAAGAAUCUAAGCUAAAAAAAACUGCAUUAUGAUUUAAAAUCUUUGAAUCUUUGAAUAGAAUUUUUAAUAUUACUUUUAAAUAUAAAUUUACCUAAAAGCUUAAUGAAAAUUGAAUGUUUAAAGUCUCCAGAUACUUGUUUUUAGUACAGUGUUUUUGCUUCUUACCCUACCA